Messenger RNA from Prunus armeniaca (apricot), 225 nucleotides. The record is from the annotation of a GenBank genome assembly. Lineage: Eukaryota; Viridiplantae; Streptophyta; Magnoliopsida; Rosales; Rosaceae.
AUGGGAAUCAGGCUUGUCCAUUCAACCCCUUACUAUCCCCAGUCUAAUGGCCAAGUCAAGGGAAGCAACAAGGUAAUCAAAGGUAUUCUUAAAAAGAUGAUUAAGGAGAGGCCAAGAGCUUGGCACGAUUUAUUGCCAAAAACCCUUUGGGCAUACCGAAACUUGAAACGUUCGGCUAUCGGUACUUCUCCUUAUGCCUUAACCUACGGCCACGAUGCCAUCUAG